GCGUAUGUCUAUUUAAUGGAAAGCCUGUCGCCUACUCGCAUGGUCAGAUUCAAUUACUUGCCGUAUUUUCUCUCUUGCACUUCCUCCAAUUUUGUCUCGAGGUUUCUGCAAUCCUCGUCUCUGUUUUCUCUCGCAGCUACCGUCUCUUGCCAUCAAACUCGUCUAUUCGCCGCCGAUAAGCAUAAUAGCCUACUUAUGGAGCUCGUUAAUGCUGUCUCACUUCGAGGAUCCAAAUCUCCGGAGAGUAUUGCCAUAAGAGCUGAUAAAAAAUGUUACAGCUAUCAUCAGCUGAUCGUGUCGGCGAAGAGGAUUGCAAAUUUGUUGUUCAACGUUGAUUUAAAAGUUGGCAAUGGAGCUGGAAGAAAUAAACACCUUGAUGGAGCUAGGGUAGGAAUUGUGGCGAAACCUUCGCCCGAAUUUGUUGCUGGAAUUCUCGGGACAUGGUUUAGCGGGGGCGUUGCAGUCCCUCUCGCACUUAGCUACCCGGAAGCAGAGUUGCUGCACGUGAUUAAUGAUUCGGAUAUUUCUGUGAUUCUUUCGACUGAAGAGCAUCAAGAUCUUAUGAGAGAUGUUGCUCUUAAGACUUCUGCUCAUAUGACUCUUCUCCCCGCAGUUCGUGAUUUAAAUUCAAUGUCGACUGAAGAUCAGCAUAACGAUAGGAAUGGGGAUUCACACGACAAUGGAUGUUCUCAAGAAACCGAGAUUCUUGGUGGAAUAAGUGGGGAUGAUCCUGCAUUGAUUAUAUACACGAGCGGCACAACCGGGAAGCCAAAAGGAGUUGUGCACACACAUAAAGGUGUUUUAGCGCAGGCUCAAAUGCUGACAGAGGCCUGGGAAUACUCGUCCGCAGAUCGGUUCUUGCAUUGCCUGCCAUUACAUCAUGUGCACGGUCUUUAUAAUGCUCUCCUUGCUCCUCUUUAUGCGGGUUCAUCGGUUGAAUUCAUGCCAAAAUUCAGCGUGAGGGGAAUCUGGCAAAGAUGGCGAGAAUCCUACCCGAUCGAUGGAAAUAAAUCCGAUGAUGCUAUAUCUGUAUUCACAGGGGUUCCUACAAUGUAUACUCGUUUAAUUCAAGGAUACAGCGCUAUGGAUUCCGAAUCACAGUAUGCUUCUGCUGAAGCUGCUCGUCAGCUUCGACUCAUGAUGAGCGGCUCCUCGGCUCUUCCUCUUCCGGUUAUGCAACAGUGGGAAGCUAUUACGGGGCACAUUCUUUUGGAACGAUAUGGCAUGUCCGAGUUCAUCAUGGCUAUAUCAAAUCCGUUAAAAGGAAAGAGGAAGGGGGGCACAGUCGGCAAACCUCUUCCCGGUGUGGAGGCGAAAAUCCUUCCGGAAGAUGGUAACGGCGAUGGGAAUGCUGAGAUUGGUGAGCUUUGCAUUAGAAGCCCGUCGUUGUUUAGGGAAUAUUGGAAGCUUCCAGAGGUUACUAAGGAUUCAUUUAUCGACGGCGGAUUCUUCAAAACCGGAGAUGCUGUUAGAAUCGACGAAGAUGGAUACUAUGUCAUUUUGGGGCGUACUAAUGCUGAUAUCAUGAAGGUUGGCGGCUACAAAUUAUCCGCGCUAGAAAUCGAAGCAGUUCUUUUAGAGCAUCCGGCCAUUUCAGAAUGCUGCGUGUUGGGCUUACCGGACAAGGAUUAUGGGGAGGCCGUGACGGCUAUAGUUGUUCCCGACGAGGAGGUAAAAAGAAAACGGGACGAGGAGGUGAAGCCUGUCCUGACUCUUCUAGAACUUUCGACAUGGGCUAAAGAGAAGCUCGCCCCGUAUAAGAUUCCGACUCAGCUGUUGAUAUGGGAGUCGCUGCCUCGAAAUGCCAUGGGAAAGGUGAACAAAAAGGAUCUGAAGAGAAGGCUGACUGAAUGUAAGGUUUAGAAGGCAAGAGGAAAAGUGGGUGAGUGAGUCAGUCAGUCAGUCAUGUUUAUUUAAUUAUUUUAUUUAUUGAAUUGAAUAUUGAUAUAAUAUGAUAAUGAGGUUGAAGUAGCGUUGUAAUAAUGGUUUUUAAGGGCUUUGUCCGUAUGAGAGUUUUUUUUCCACGAUUUACUAUAAAA
Messenger RNA from Andrographis paniculata, 2039 nucleotides. RefSeq names its product probable CoA ligase CCL8. The record is from RefSeq and is a predicted model, not a curated record. Gene Ontology annotation, molecular function: medium-chain fatty acid-CoA ligase activity. Gene Ontology annotation, biological process: fatty acid metabolic process. The coding region runs from base 16 to 1863 and encodes 615 amino acids. NCBI's taxonomy places the organism in Eukaryota, Viridiplantae, Streptophyta, Magnoliopsida, Lamiales, Acanthaceae. The transcript has 17 exons.